UUUGCAUAAAAAACAGAAAUGGCGAAUCUUAAAAGAAUGAUAAAGGCUAAAUUUCCCAAUGAAGAUAUGAGCGAUUUUCUGAAUGAAUCGCAAUUUCUUCCAGAAUCUCCUAAAAAGAAACAAACUAAAAGACGAAAGACUGAAUCUGUUGAAGGAGAUUUUAAAAUAACUCCAGUAAUACCUAAAAAGGAUAAAACGUCUGGAAACGACGAAGUUUGGAGUGAAACCAGACAGAAACUAAUUAAUGUUUUGGCUACACAAUUUGAAACUAGGAAGCAAAUCAAAAAUAAUCUUCAUAAGGGUUUCACAGACGUCCUGAACCAGAUGGAGGCAGACUACAACGCCUUGAAAGACAAUGAACAGAAGUUGGAGCAUCUCACCAGCUCUUUCCUGAAGUGCAUGCAGCAGGCCACUGCAGCACAUAAGCAGAAAAUCAAAUCUUUCCAAGAUAUUUAUUCGACGUUCGAAAAAGAAUGUGAGAAAGCAGAGACAACGCAGAAGAAAGAAAUUAAUAAAUUCGCUGAAGAUUUAGAGGAAGAUAUGAAUAAACUGAAAGAGAAAUUGGUGUCAGAAUACAAACGAAACAGCUGGGAAGCGCUGCGCAGAUCGUUCUUUCAAGCGAUGCAAAAUGAUUAUUAA
Molecule: messenger RNA, 639 nt
Organism: Aricia agestis (brown argus)
Lineage: Eukaryota; Metazoa; Arthropoda; Insecta; Lepidoptera; Lycaenidae
Exons: 3
Coding region: 19-639 (206 amino acids)
Biological process (GO): meiotic cell cycle; spermatid development
Cellular component (GO): synaptonemal complex
Source: RefSeq, a predicted model, not a curated record